This is a messenger RNA of Dentiscutata heterogama, 620 nucleotides long. NCBI's taxonomy places the organism in Eukaryota, Fungi, Glomeromycota, Glomeromycetes, Diversisporales, Gigasporaceae. The record is from the annotation of a GenBank genome assembly.
AUGACAGAUUCCCCAAUAAUAACUAUUUCACCAGCGACGAAUAUAACAAAUAACACGACAACUACUCAAAAUAGAAAAUGCUUGAGAAUACCAAGCUUUAAUUUUCAAAAUUGUCUCGCUGAACAUUUACAUAUCUCUCUAUAUUUGGUCGCAGAAUUAUCACGAACUUUUAUAUCUUUUGUAUGUUUAGUGAUAGCUGCUUUCCUUUGUACUUUUGGUAUACAAUGGUCAGAUUUUCGGUGGAAAAAUUCUAAUUAUGAUAUGGAACCUUUGGUAGAUAUUGGUUUCAAUACGAUACCACAAAUCGAUUACGUCUUUCUCGCCGACGUAGCUAUGCUCACUUUACUUGUUGGUUCUUUGAUUAUCAAUAUCAUUAUUGCUAAAUCUAAUAUCGCAAGAAUUAUUAUCUUUCGUCGUAUUUUUUGGAUGCUCACUUUUUUAUUAAUAUUCAGAAUGAUUACUAUUAGCGUUACAACUUUACCUAGUCCAAAAAAAUGUACUCCUCUUAAUCCUGGAGAUUUUCCGAACAUGCUCAAAAAUAGUAUAGAUCUUAUAACUGGUUCUGUGAAGGCUUGUACCGAUAACAUCUUUUCUGGUCAUAGUACAUUUAUUACUGUUAG